UUAAUGCUUUACUCUUUGGAUGAUUCAUUUGUUGUUGGUUGACCAGUUGACGGUGUAAAUUGUUUUCGCGAAAUUGUUGUUUUGUCACUCGAACAAAAGCUUACAAAUUUCGUCUAAUGCUGAUGUGUAAAGUUGAUUAAAAUGUCUUUCGUAAAGUUCGAAAACGUGGGAGCAUUUGUAAGAGACUGCAACGGUACCACACUUCAAUAUGACAAAGCGUGUUUGGAAAUAGGAACAAACGAAACAAUAAGUUUUUGGAGUCAAUAUGAAGAAUGUGAGGGCUGCGUACUGUUGGAGACGAAGAGAUUGUCAUCCACAGGGGCCAUCGUUCUCAGUACUUUGAGUCCAGUGCGUUACGCCAUAAGAAAUGGCAAUGGGCAAAUUUGCAAUGGAACGUAUCAAUUCGGAGAAUUUGGUCAGUAUAGCAUCAAUUUGUCAGAAGUGGUGAAAGAUGAAUGUCUCCCUCGCAUGACUGCGGAACCUGACGCUGCCGCUCUGCCAAUACUAACUGCUGUGGUCACACUAUUGUCUAUGGCUACGCUAUGGUAUAUUAUCAAAGGUAUCGGCAAAAGGAUCAUAGCAGGAAGGUGGUACGCUAGAUAUUUAGCAAGAGAGGACAACGAGCUCGGUUCUGAAACUCGUGUGUUGACUGCGGAGGCUAGCGUUCAUCGUUCGCCGACCCGCUCGAGACUCCGUUCUUUAGACAUCUUCAGGGGAAUUGCUAUAGCUCUAAUGAUAUUCGUGAACGCCGGCGGCGGUGGUUACGCGAUAUUCUCUCACAGCGUCUGGAACGGACUCACUGUGGCUGAUGUUGUGUUCCCAUGGUUUGCAUUCGCGAUGGGCGAAGCUCUAGUCUUGUCUCUUAAUGCUAGAUUGAGGACUUCAAUGUCCAGGACUACGGCACUCUAUCAGGUGGCCCGUCGUUCGUUUUUUAUGGCACUGAUAGGUAUAGUUCUGUCCUCUGUGAACGUGUCGUGGAAUAACGUCCGCCUGCCUGGCGUGUUGCAACGUCUCGCUGCCAUGUACCUGAUAGUGGGCGCGCUGGAAUGUGCCUUCAUGACCACCAGCCAGAAUAUAACACCCGGUGAGUACACUAGUCUUAUUCUUAUAUAAUGAUAAUUUUGGCCCAACAACACUGGCGCCUUAAAUCCGGCUCUGUGAACCCCGUAAAAGAUUCCAGUUGACAACGAACCCUUUGAACUAACUAAUAAAAUCAACCCUUUCAAGAAGAUAAAAAGAGGUAACAAAUGCAUUGCCAUAAUAAAUAUUCAUUUAAUAUUAUUGUGAUGCUUGGAUUUUUGGAAAUAAUUUUGACCUUCAUCGUCAAGUCAUCGAGCCACCAUUAUGCAUAUUUUAUCGCGAACCCCCUUCUGUCAAAUGUCGAACCACUAGGGGUUCGCGUGCCCCACUUUGAGAAGCCCUGGGCCUCAAAGGUCCACUAAAAUUAUUAAUAGUUUUAAGUGACAUUCGGUCAGUUAAAGAAACGUCCAUUAAGGUUUAAUAACAACUUUAGGUUAUGACGAAUGUUCUAAAUUUGAAAAUUUUUAUAGAUGUUAAAACGACUCUAGACGAAUGAUUCAAAAAUAGAACUCCUGACGAGUUGAACCCGUCCGACAGUCUUUAAUACCCAACA
Molecule: messenger RNA, 1633 nt
Organism: Diatraea saccharalis (sugarcane borer)
Lineage: Eukaryota; Metazoa; Arthropoda; Insecta; Lepidoptera; Crambidae
Source: the annotation of a GenBank genome assembly